Molecule: messenger RNA, 1618 nt
Organism: Galendromus occidentalis (western predatory mite)
Lineage: Eukaryota; Metazoa; Arthropoda; Arachnida; Mesostigmata; Phytoseiidae
Gene: Mgat4a
Product: alpha-1,3-mannosyl-glycoprotein 4-beta-N-acetylglucosaminyltransferase a
Exons: 5
Coding region: 1-1614 (537 amino acids)
Biological process (GO): protein N-linked glycosylation
Cellular component (GO): Golgi stack; endoplasmic reticulum; endoplasmic reticulum-Golgi intermediate compartment
Molecular function (GO): acetylglucosaminyltransferase activity
Source: RefSeq, a predicted model, not a curated record
AUGGUACGGCCGAAAAUCCUUCUGAUGCUCGCGGGCUACGUGCUCGGAACCGGAGCUCUCCUGUGCGUAUACUACGGAGCCCUCACCGUGCCGAGUCCGCCGAUGGAAACGGUCAAAUUCGAUCUCCAAGGAAAGGUCGAAUCCUUACAGCAAAGGGUCGGCUACGCAGAACUGAUGGUGCAGAAGAAAUGGCAUGACGUCAUGCAGACCGAGUCACGGCUUGCAGGCAACGCGAACCUCUCCCUUCCGUUGCCUUCAAUCUUCGAUUUCUUGCCAUACCUCAGGAACUCAACGCACUUGGAACCCGCCCUUCGAGUAUCCAACUCAUCGAGAUCAGGAGUGCGAGUCGUUCUCGGGAUUCCGUCGGUAAAGCGUGACAUCCAAUCAUACCUCACGUCUACUGUGGAGAAUCUCAUCGCCAACAUGAACCCAAAGGAAAGAGAUAUGACUUUGAUCGUGAUCUUGCUCGCGGACACGAAUACGUCCAAGGUGGACGCGCAGCUCCAGGACGUACGAGCUGUUCUCGACGAACACUUGAGAUCAGGCCUCGUGGAGGUUAUCAAUCCGCCAAAACAAUUUUAUCCCGACAUGAAUGCCCUCGGAACCACCCUUGGAGACGACAUUCAGAGAGUGAAAUGGCGCACCAAACAAGCUUACGACUUCGCCUAUCUGAUGAUGUACGCGUCGUCGAGAGGAGAGUUCUACGUGCAACUCGAAGACGACAUCCUGAGCAAGCCGGGUUUCGUGACCCAAAUGCUGAAAUUCGCACAACGGCAAAUGGCUUCGAACCUGAAGAAUUUCUUCGUCCUCGAUUUUUGCCAACUCGGAUUCAUCGGCAAGCUUUUCAAAUGCGUCGAUCUCAUGAAAUUCGCGACGUACAUUUUGACGUUCGCUUCGGAUCAGCCGGUCGACUGGAUUCUCGACCAUUACGUCCAGACGAAGGUCUGCCGUUUCGACAAAGACGCCAAACAUUGUCGAAAAAUGAAGGGGACCAUAUGGAUUGCCCACAAACCGUCGCUCUUCCAACACGUUGGGACCCAUUCAUCACUUAAGGGCAAAACGCAGAAAUUGAAGGAUCGCCAGUUCGGGAAGGUCAACCUGUUCAUUGCGCACCGGGACAACGUGCCCGCUGAAGUCACAACUUCGAUAAAGAGUUACAAGACGUUCACCAUCGAGCGGGCUUAUCUCGGAGACUCAUUGUUCUGGGGUUUGCUACCGGCGGCGGGUGACCACAUCACGAUUGCCUUCCACGAACCGGUGAUUCUUGAGAAAGUGCUUUUCCGCAGUGGUGACGCCGAACAUCCAAACGAUCGUUUCGUCAACGCCUCCAUCGAGGUCUUGCCUUACGCUCAGCAGCAGCAGCAGGAUUCGCGACAACAGCUCGACGAAGUCCAUCGAACAAUCGAAACAAACUCCGUGGAUAAACCGCCGCGGAAUGAUUCGUGGCAGGAAAUCACGAGAUUCGACCAUAGCGGCGUGGCUCAGAGCGGCCCGAUCCCUUAUCCCGUGAUGGGGGUCCGUCUCGUGGUGUUGGUGGAUCAGGAUCAUUGGGGGGUUUUGAGUGAGCUGCAGGUCAAAGGGAGCGUGCACCAGGUCAAUAAGGCCCUGCUGUGACAGA